This is a messenger RNA of Strongylocentrotus purpuratus (purple sea urchin), 5362 nucleotides long. RefSeq lists its product as uncharacterized. NCBI's taxonomy places the organism in Eukaryota, Metazoa, Echinodermata, Echinoidea, Camarodonta, Strongylocentrotidae. The transcript is spliced from 18 exons. The coding region runs from base 24 to 5105 and encodes 1693 amino acids. Gene Ontology annotation, molecular function: protein binding. Gene Ontology annotation, biological process: signal transduction. The record is from RefSeq and is a predicted model, not a curated record.
CAACACAGUAUCCUUAUGUCACCAUGCCUGUGUCUCUUGGUGAAUGGCGUGUCAGGAUCGGCACGUUCAUGCGCCGUCGGAGGAAAGAAUAUGACUACAACUACUUUUGGAGCAAACUUCACAACUUAAUUAAAAAAAGCAAGAAUGCGGAGCCACCCAAAGAAAACGACAAUCCUGAGUGUAACAUCUCAUCUCGUACUGGCUCUUCACCUGAUGCGAAUAGUUCUCAAGGGAACACAGCCUGUCGACCUGCGUCUCCUUACAAUGUCAACCUGAAUAACGCUCAAACCGGGCAUUCAUGUGACGUCAGCAUUAGCAGAUGUAAUGCUAAUUGUCAGACUCGGUCACCAUGUGACGGUCCAGAGUUUGAUACUGUAACGGAGAGAGGAUUCCCAUGUGAUGUAAAAAGACCCGGUCAUAGCGAUGUCUCUCACUCUGAGUCUUCGUGUGCUGAAAACAGUGGUUCUCCAACAGCAAAUGAGACCAACCCUGUCCACGAUAACACUGACAUUCAGAUCCCAGUUCCCCGACCCUGUGUAGAAGACGAAUUGGACAAUAGAUACAUAACCAUUAAUCUAGUGUCACAUGAAUACCCCCCUAAUCCCGUUCAAAUAAUAGCACCACCUGAAGUUGUCACAUCAGAAUCGUACUCAGAUGUACCUGUAGCCAUCGCGGGUGAAACAGAUCGUAUCCAAACAGACGUGGAGGAGACAUCAAGCUCUGCACCGUCGGGGAUAGAGGACCUAUCAUCGGGCUUGCCACCUAAACCAAGGCAAGAUACAACGAGAAACAACGAGCAAUCAACACCAUCUGUCAGGGAAGUAACAGAGAAUCACGUAUCACCGAAUUAUCCGAUCCCCGUAUCAGGGACAACCAGCGGUGAAGCAGAUACAAUCAAAGGAAAUGACUGUUCAGACAUGACCAACAUACUCUUAUUGAGAUCCGGUGACGUAGAACGAAACCCUGGUCCAAAUAAUAACCCUGGCAGUCUGACCGAGCUCCAGCUCUAUCUCCUUGCCGAAGGUAUGGAUCCCUCAGAUUUUAGGAAGGUCGGACUAGCAUUAGGAUUCACUGAGGCUAAACUAAGUCAGUUUGAGAAAGACAAGCUGGGCAACUCCAUGCUAGCUACCUAUCAGAUGCUUUGCGAAUGGCGGAAGACAGUACGUGAAAGCGAGGCGAGGAAGACAUUGGUCGACACGUUAGAAAGCAUUAAGCUGGUACAGCUUGCUGAUUGUGUACGAACAGGUCAAGUCGGUGAUCACAUACCCUCAAUGACAGAGGAGGAAAUCCAACGGGUUGCUGAAGAGGUCAAACGCUAUUAUGACAUUAAUCUUUGUCAGAUUCAAGCUAAUCCACUGAACACCGAGCUUACCGUUAAAUUAGAACAGAUCUUCACCAAUCUAACGUUGAUGGAAGAAGACAAAGGUACCAAGCACAAAACACCGCUUCUAUACGAUGACCUCCUCAAGACGAAAGUUAACGGGAACUAUCCUAAACGCUUGUUGGUUGAAGGUGAAGGUGGUGUAGGGAAAACCACUUUCUGCGCCAAGAUCGCUUGGGACUGGAUCCACGGAAAAGGAUAUCAAGAUUUCAAACUGGUUCUUGUCGUCCUCCUUCGCGAAGCAGAGGACAAGACUGUGGGAGAGAUAGUGAAGACGUAUCUUUCUGACAACAAUCCGGUCACAGCCAAGCAGCUAGACAAGCACAUCCUCUCAAAUUCGGAUGAAGUCUUUCUUGUCCUGGACGGCCUAGAUGAGUCUACUGUCGAUCUUAACAGCAAUCAGCAAGUCGCCCGCAUCACUUCCAAUCGUCUGUUCAAUUCAGGGACAGUACUAAUAACAUCGCGACAAUGGAGAUCAGAUGAGAUUAGGAAGAAUGCCAAUCUCAGAAAGGUGUUUGCUUUCAUUGCUGUGGAAGGUUUCUCUGUUGAAAACCUCUCUUCCUACAUCACCAAGUUCUUUCAUCCAGACACAGCUUCCUCUGAAGAUCUAAACCUAUUCAUAUCAAACAACGAUGUGAUCAGAGAGAACAUGGCCCCCUAUCCCAUAUACACAGCCAUGCUGUGCAUAAUGUGGAAAGAAUUUGAUGGAGAGCGCCGAGAGGCAAUGUCCAAGCUGCAAACAUUCUCCCAGCUAUUUGAUGAGAUGAUCCACUUUUUGGUUGAUCAUUACCUAUCGAAGCACAUUCCAUCUUCAGGUAUUGUUGAAGGCAAAUUAAGGGAACAUCGUUCAGAUAUUCGUCAUCACCUACUUCAGAUUGGCCGCGUUGCCUUCCAGGGUCUUCUGGAAAGACGGUUGGUAUUCACAGAAGAAGAGUUUCAAAGCUGUCCAGAGUCUAUAGAUGUAGGUUGCAAAGUUGGUGCGCUCACCAGAGAAACGAAAGUUCUUCCGAGGCGAGACAGAAGAACUAAUCCAAAUUUAGCAGUUCAAUCGGUGCAGUUCCCUCAUAAGCUCUUCCAGGAAUAUCUAUCAGGAAUUUAUCUUGCAUCUCUUUACAACUCAAACCGUAAUGAGUAUGACGGGUUGGUGGCGAAAAUCAUAACUGAAGCAAGAGAAUACCGCUACCUCCUGUACUUCACCUCGGCCCAGCAGAAGGAGAUCGGAUUGGAUAUCGUAUCACAUCUCACAGCAGGAAAAAAAAAGCGUAGACAUGAUGAUGACUUCGUCGUCGUCGUAGAUGUAGCAUACGAGAGCCAAGACCAAACAGUGGCCAAAGCAGUGGCGGAUCAUCUCUCUUCUGAGUCCAGCAAGACACUGAAGAUCAUUGAGGAGAUGCAGGCACACACAGUAUCAGGGCAUAUCUUCAUCAUGAAUCAUCGUGAAGUGGAUCAUCUGACUAUUGAGAAGACAUGUGGACGGACGGCUUCAGAGGACCUGGCUGAAUACAUGUGCUCAUCACGUACACUGAGAUCUGUGACGAUCAGUCGUACUAUGCAUGAUGUCUUCUACUCGGUGCUUGUGAAUAAAGCAGUCGAUUCCAAGAUUGAGACUCUGGACAUCCGCUCUGGUGAUCUCAGGAAAUGUACCGAUGCAUCAAGUAAUCUCGCUCAGUUCAUCUGUAAGAUGCCUCGUCUGAUGAACCUGACACUCCGCGGUCAGUAUCACGAAGACUUCUACUCAACAUCAUCGGCGAUGGCAUCAACUGCAAAGAUUGAAACUCUGGACAUCGGCUCUGGUGAUCUCAGUAAACGUCCCAAUGUAUCACGUGAUUUGGCUCAGUUCAUUUGUAGGAUGCCUCAUCUGAAGAACCUGACACUCAAUGGUUCCUGUCACGAUGAAUUCUACUCAACAUCUUUGGCGAUGGCAUCAACUGCAAAGGUAUGGAUUUGGAUGCCUCAUCUGAAGAACCUGACACUCAAUGGUUCCUGUCACGAUGAAUUCUACUCAACAUCUUUGGCGAUGGCAUCAACUGCAAAGAUUGAAACUCUGGACAUCGGCUCUGGUGAGCUCAGUAAACGUCCCAAUGUAUCACGUGAUUUGGCUCAGUUCAUUUGUAGGAUGCCUCAUCUGAAGAACCUGACACUCAAUGGUUCCUGUCACGAUGAAUUCUACUCAACAUCUUUGGCGAUGGCAUCAACUGCAAAGAUUGGAACUCUGGACAUCCGCUCGGGUAGACUUUGUUAUCGUGCCAAUGUAUCACGUGAUUUCGCUCAGUUCAUCUGUAGGAUGCCUCAUCUGAAGAACCUGGCACUCGAUGGUUUCUGUCACGAUGACUUCUACUCAACAUCAUCGGAGAUGGCAUCAUCUGCAAAGAUUGAGACUCUGGACAUCCGCCCUAGUGAUCUCAGUAAACGUCCCAAUGCAUCACGUGAUCUCGCUCAGUUCAUCUGUAAGAUGCCUCAUCUGAAGAACCUGACAUUCUGGGGUUCCUGUCACGAUGAAUUCUACUCAACAUCAUCGGAGAUGGCAUCAUCAGUAAAGAUUGAAACUCUGGACAUCCGCUCGGGUAGACUCAGUUAUCGUGACAAUGUAUCACGUGAUUUCGCUCAGUUCAUCUGUAGGAUGCCUCAUCUGAAGAACCUAAUACUUGAGGGUUUCUGUCACGAUGACUUCUACUCAACAUCAUCGGAGAUGGCAUCAUCUGCAAAGAUUGAGACUCUGUACAUCCGCUCGGGUAGACUCAGUUAUCGUCCCGAUGCAUCACGUUAUCUCGCUCAGUUCAUCUGUAAGCUGCCUCAUCUGAAGAACCUGACAUUCAGUGGUUCCUGUCACGAUGACUUCUACUCAACAUCAUCGGCGAUGGCAUCAUCAGCAAAGAUUGAGAUUCUUAACAUCCCUGAUUGGGAUCUCAGGGAACUUCCCUCUGCAUCACGUGAUCUCGCUCAGUUCAUAUGUAACAUGACUCAUUUGAAGGACCUGACACUUGGCGGUCAGUACCACAAUGACUUCUACUCAAAAUGUUCGUCGAUGGCAUCAUCUGCAAAGGUUGAUGUCCCUGGUAUAGAUGAUACAGAUCUUAGGCGACAGUCAUCAGCAUCAAGCAGACUGGGUCAUUUCGUCAGCAACAUACCUGGUGUGAAGCGUUGGAGGAAAUCUAGAUCAAAGUCUCAUCUAUAUAAUGCUACAUCUUCAGGGGCAUGUGCACAGCAGUCUGUACUGGAGGACGACCAGAGUACUAACACGAGCUCCACCCUGACUGAGCUGACAGUGGAUGAAUACACACUACAAGAAUGGCAUGAUUGUGGUUCGAUGUUUGACAAUGUAAAGAGGGUCACUAUACAGGUACGGAGCACGAUCAACUGUGCAGUCAUCCAGAGGAUCCAUCUACCAGGAGCAACAGAACUCACCAUUCGAACAUACGAGUGUGCAGGUCAACCGGCUGGUUUACAUGAGGAGCCCACUUCACUACCCUAUGCCUUCCUGAAUAUCUCCCCUCAGCUUGUCAAGGUGAUAUUCAGCGAUCUUGUCAUUGGCAACAGUAAGAUGGAACUAGUCUUACAAGCUUUCAGAUCACCUCACAACCUCAAACAUCUGAAGACUAUCAGAUUCAUAAGAUGCGGGACAGAUGAGAGCAUGGAUGAUGUCACCACUGCGUGCAAUGAAGAUCAGGUCAUGGAGGUGGAGGUGGAGCAUGGCAAACCACGUGGUAAAUAUUUUCGUCAUUGAUAUUGAGUUAUCAAACAGAUGACACCGUACUCGAUCUGACGAAUCAGAGGGAUCAGACGAUCUUUGCUCGCCGACAGGAACUAUAAAGAGUACAUAAAACACACCAUUAUAGGCAUAUCAUAUAAUACGUUUAAUUUGAAGAUCAGACUUUGGGUAUUACAAAUACAACUGUCAUUCAAUCGAGUUACUCACCAAUGAAUCACGUUGAUAUCCAUUCAAUAUUAUAUGGAAUGGGAUAGUGGUGAUAGUGGUGGUUA